Molecule: messenger RNA, 342 nt
Organism: Racocetra fulgida
Lineage: Eukaryota; Fungi; Glomeromycota; Glomeromycetes; Diversisporales; Gigasporaceae
Source: the annotation of a GenBank genome assembly
AUGAAAAUAGAUUCUGUAGAACAAACGAAUACUAAUAUAGAACCGGUUAAUUCAGAUAAUUCAGAUAGUAUAAAUAAUUCAGGUUCUAAUGUAAAAAUAGUUGAGUUUUCAGAAAAUAGUGAAGUUUUAGAAAAUAUAGAAAUAGUUGAAUCUUCAGAUGAAUCAGAAAACGAAGAUAUAAGUAUCGAGGAAGGGUUUGAUAAUUAUUUACAAGAAUGGGUAGAGAUGUUAGAAGAAGAAAAACAACGAUUUGAAGACGAAGAUAUAGAAAGGGGAGAUGAUAAUGAUGAGAUUUCUCUAAAUAAUACUGUUCAUCCUGUGAUUGACCCCAAUGCGAAAUAG